CAGGUCCCAUCUGACACCGCACUCAGCCAGGCGCCGGCCUCGUGGGUGCGUAAUGAAGGCAGGCGGCGUGGGUACCCACCACCGGAGCCUGAGCCACCGGGCCGGGGCAGCGCCUCCCGUGUAGGCACCGCACCGUUCCCGGCCCGAGCACGCUGUGCCCUCAGCUCGCUUUCGGCCACGUGACUGUGCGCACGUGUUCCGGCCUCCGAGAGCCUCGGUCUGGAGCCACCUCCGCACGGCGGGAGGGCGGAUGAGCAUCUAGAGGCAGUGCAACCUUCGCCAUGAACCCCAGGGGCCUGUUCCAGGACUUCAACCCCAGUAAGUUCCUCAUCUAUGCCUGCUUGUUGCUGUUCUCCGUGUUGCUGCCCCUGCGCCUGGACGGCAUCAUCCAGUGGAGCUACUGGGCGGUCUUCGCCCCGAUCUGGCUAUGGAAGCUCCUGGUCAUCGUGGGCGCCUCGGUGGGUGCAGGCGUGUGGGCUCGAAACCCUCGCUACCGUACCGAAGGGGAAGCAUGCGUGGAGUUCAAAGCCAUGCUGAUCGCCGUGGGCAUCCACCUGCUGCUGCUCAUGUUUGAGAUACUGGUCUGCGACAGGGUGGAGAGGGGCACUCACUUCUGGCUGCUGGUCUUCAUGCCUCUCUUCUUCGUUUCCCCCGUGUCCGUGGCCGCCUGUGUCUGGGGCUUCCGACAUGACAGGUCCUUGGAACUGGAGAUCCUGUGCUCUGUGAACAUCCUGCAGUUCAUCUUCAUCGCCCUGAGGCUGGACAGGAUUAUCCACUGGCCGUGGCUGGUGGUGUUCGUGCCCCUGUGGAUCCUCAUGGCGUUCCUCUGCCUGGUGGUUCUCUAUUACAUCGUGUGGUCCCUCCUGUUCCUGCGGUCCCUGGAUGUGGUUGCUGAGCAGCGAAGAACACACGUGACCAUGGCCAUCAGCUGGAUCACGAUCGUUGUACCCUUGCUGACCUUUGAGGUCCUGCUAGUUCACAGACUGGAUGACCACAACAUGUUCUCCUACGUUUCCAUAUUCAUCCCCCUGUGGCUCUCCUUACUGACUCUGAUGGCCACGACGUUUAGGCGGAAAGGGGGCAAUCAUUGGUGGUUUGGUAUCCGCAGGGAUUUCUGUCAGUUUCUCCUUGAAGUUUUCCCAUUUUUACGAGAAUAUGGGAAUAUCUCUUACGAUCUCCAUCACGAAGACAAUGAAGAUACCGAAGACGCAUCGGGGCCAGACGCUCCGAAAAUUGCCCCAAUGUUCGGAAAGAAGGCCCGGGUGGUUAUAACACAGAGCCCUGGGAAAUACGUUCCUCCACCUCCCAAGUUAAACAUCGACAUGCCUGACUAAACUCACAGGCUGGGCCUUUUAAGUGAAACAGAAACCAUUCACCCAUGAGUUCCACUUUGCUUUUCUGUGUCCAUCCAGCCGUGGAAUUGGAACGGAGCCCUCCUUGCUUUACACCCUCUGUGAGAUGGAAGCCUCUUGCAGCCGUCAGUGUGUACGGAGGGAGGAGGCCGUGUUCUUCAGUGUGUCCAUGCUGUGCGAGAGGUGUCUUACAAACUAGCCAAAGGCGGUCCAUUGAAUCGUUUCUAGGCCUUCGAAAGACCUGAAAACUACGUAGCUGUUUGUUUUUAAGUGCUACUUAUGCCUACAGAAAGUAUUGUUUAAAAAGUAUUUU
Acomys russatus (golden spiny mouse) is the source of this 1665-nucleotide messenger RNA. RefSeq names its product transmembrane protein 185B (gene Tmem185b). NCBI's taxonomy places the organism in Eukaryota, Metazoa, Chordata, Mammalia, Rodentia, Muridae. The coding region runs from base 282 to 1334 and encodes 350 amino acids. The transcript has a single exon. The record is from RefSeq and is a predicted model, not a curated record.